CUACAUCAGCUACACGGUCAAGGAGUAAACUAACGGAGCUCUUAAAGCUCGUUAUUCACAUUCAGAGACUCAACUUCGUGGCAGUCAAGUGACACGCGAGUGAGUUUAAAUUAUUGUGAUUGAGCUUGGAACGACCGCGAGCCCCUCUGUCCCCUUGUAUUGUCACAAAGUAUAAUAAUCUUCGGUAUGCGCGGGGGAGGUGAAUCUUGUGAUAAUAAAAAGCGUCGUUGCUGUUGUUGUAGAAACAAUACACAAAUCCAGUUAUGCUGCUGAUGUCCGGAGCAUGGUUCGAGGUAAUAAUUGUCGCACUUUUCACUGGCCUUGUGUUGGCCUCCAGUUAUCAGCCAUCAUGGUGGUUCGUCAUCAAAAAUCUCUGCAAGGAAAUAUCCUCCAAUCGAACAACAGACGGAAGAGGUAGGACCGUCAAAAAUAUUCCUGGCCCGUAUUCUUUGCCAUUUUAUGGCACGAGGUGGAUUUUUUCCUGGUUGGGCUACUAUGAUAUGAACAAGAUCCAUGACGCUUACAAAGAUCUGAAUCGACGCUAUGGACCAAUGUGCAAGGAGGAGGGGCUGUGGAAUUAUCCAAUUAUUUCAAUUUUUUCUCGAGAAGACAUCGAAAAAAUCAUCAAAAGAAACACAAAGUAUCCCCUUCGACCUCCACAAGAAAUCAUCUCCCAUUAUCGAAGCACUCGUCAAGAUCGAUAUUCCAACCUUGGUCUCGUCAAUGAGCAAGGAGAAACGUGGCACAAGUUGAGAUCUGCCCUCACCCCGGAACUAACUGGAGCCAAAACCGUCCUAGGAUUUUUCCCAAUUCUCAAUGAGGUCACCAAUAAAUUCAUGGAUCUGAUAAGGAGCAGGAGAAUCGAAUGCAAAAUCGACGGAUUCGAGGAAAUUGCAUACAGAAUGGGACUGGAAAGUACGUGCACUCUAAUAUUAGGACGUAAACUGGGUUUCCUGGAACCAGGUCCAUGUACCUUAACGUCCAGGUUGGCGGAAGCUGUGAGAGCACAUUUCAUAGCCUUGAGGGAUGCCAAUUAUGGUUUGCCACUCUGGAAGCUGCUUCCAACCACUGCUUACAAACAGCUGAUACAGAGUGAAGAAGCGAUAUACAACAUCGUUUCAGAAUUGGUCGAUGAAACUUCUGAAGAACAAUCAAAAUGUGCCCAGGAUGAAGAUAUCGAGGCUGUCUACAAAUCGAUUAUGCGAGAAGAAAAUCUCGACAUGAGGGACAAAAAAGCAGCCAUCAUCGACUUCAUCGCUGCUGGAAUUCAUACCUUAGGCAAUACAUUGGUCUUUCUAUUCCACAUGAUUGCCAGCAAUCCUGAAGUACAAAAAAAACUUCAUGAAGAGGUUGAAUUUUUGGCAACACCAGGUUGUGAUCUCGUAGUCGAUGAUCUUCGCAAUGCAAAAUAUUUAAAGGCCUGCAUCAACGAAUCUUUCAGGCUUCUUCCAACAGCUCCUUGCCUUGCUAGAAUUUUGGAUGAGCCCGCAGAACUCGGAGGCUAUCAUCUUGAAUCUGGAACUGUCGUGGUUUUGCAAACGUGGAUAGCAGGAUUAAGUGAUAGCAACUUUAAAGAUGCGAGUAAGUGCAUUCCAGAAAGGUGGAUAGACCCACCCACUCCGCAUUCGCCACUUCUUGUCACACCUUUUGGUGCUGGACGGCGAGUUUGUCCAGGCAAGCGUUUCGUUGAACAGGCUCUCCAUCUUAUUCUUGCAAAGAUUGUUCGAGAUUUCGAGAUCGUCACAGAAGAAGAGCUGGGUCUGCAAUUUGAAUUUAUCCUGGCGCCGAAGGGUCCCGUGUCUCUCCAUUUUCGAGAUCGAGUAGUCCUAAAUUGAACCUCGACCAAAAACCCUUAGAAAAUCCUAACUAAUAAAACAAACAAAUAAAAAGGAAGGAAUCGCGAAAAAAAAGAAUCGUCAAUAAUAGUCGAAUAAAUUUAUUCGACGCGCGUUUAUUAAUUUCUAAAAUCAUUCCGACAUUGCUUUUGAUAGAUUUAUCAUUAGACACAUUUUUUAAGUUUGUAUUAUUAUAUGCGCGCGUAAGUUGUUUUAAUUAGUUGAAUGGGAACUCUGUUCGUCCGUGUAAGGUAUUAAUUGUUAUUCAUCUUUUGUUGUGUGUUAUUUAUAUUUCAACUCGAAAUAGUCUGUAGAUACAACAGAUUUUGCUCAGCAGUUUAUUUAAAGCUGAAAACGAAAAUAAAAAAGAUUUUUCUAAAACCGCAAAUAGAAGUAAAAAAUAGAAAAAUUCAUUCAUUCAUCUGAAUAUUUAUUUCCGAUAAAUCUUCUCUUUUUCAAAUAAAGUCUCUUUAUUUUGAAAAGUACUUCUUUUUCUCGAAAGUAUUUUCUUUCCAAAAAAUACUUUGUUCUGAUAAGAAUUUCUUUUCAUAAAAAUAUAUUUUUUUUCAAAGAGAAGUUACGUUUUGAUUAAAUAAAUAUUGAUUUUUAUUUGCGGUUUUUCUUCAGGGUGGGGAAUUUUUUUUUGAUGGGUUAAUUAAUUUCUUUUAUUUGAACUGCAGACGCGUGGGCACUGAUGUAAAAUUUUCGCGAAUAAAACUUUGUACGAAUGGCGCGUAGGUUGAUAAAAUCUGGAGAAUUCACAAGAAUUGAGGCACUUUUUUUGAACUUCUUUUCCUCUAGAAGAAUAUCUUUUACCAAAUUUUUUUACCUUUUUGGGGGAUGUUAAAAGUGAUAGAGAAUUGUUUUAAUGUGCUACAAAAAGCAAAUUUUAAAAUCGAAAUUUCAAAUUUGCUUUUUUUUCUCGAAAAUAUUUCUGCUUUCAACUCUUCCUCAAGGCUUUCAGAGAUAGAAAAAAUAUUCAUUAAACAGUUUUCUUCGAGGGAAAGAAGUUAUUUGAUAAUAAAUUAGAAUCGGAACUCUCGGAAAUUGAAAAUUGAAACUUUGAAAAAUUGUCAAAAUAUUUUGCAAAUAUUUCUAGGUGAAAAUUCUUCUUUGUUCGAGUUUCGCUUUUUGAAUUUUUAUACUGUCUCAUAUUCGAGAGGGUGAAUUCUCUGAAUUGGAAAAUGUAAUUUCUGCGAAUUCAGUGCCCAGUGAACAAGACUUUAUUUCCUAGCUUUGUAAGUCCAAUUUUAAAUGAAUACAAUGUUUGAAAAAUGGCAAAUUGUUUAAAUGUUCAUUUGUUCAAACGUUGAUGUUUAUUGGAAUUGUUUAGAAAAAAUAAUAUGUGUUAGGAAUAAUAUAUUAUCUAUCGAAUAUCGUCGUUUACGUUUCAAGUAUUUACUGAAAUGAAUUUGUACAAUGAAUAAUAAUGGAAUUGCGGUUGUCGAGUGAGAAAGAUCUUUCGAUAUUCUUUCUUGAAUAUAUGUUAUUUUGGCAAAUCUCUGACACUUUUGCAUAUCGCAAUUCUAGCUGUACCUGAAUUUAAAGUGCCCUUUAACUUCGUAAGAUUAUGUAUAUUAUAUUGUAAAUUAUAAUGAAAUUGUAAAAAGGAGUACAUACCAUUAUUAAAACAUCUAUGGUUCAAUCAA
Messenger RNA from Belonocnema kinseyi, 3484 nucleotides. It is a transcript of the gene shd, whose product is annotated as ecdysone 20-monooxygenase. Lineage: Eukaryota; Metazoa; Arthropoda; Insecta; Hymenoptera; Cynipidae. The record is from RefSeq and is a predicted model, not a curated record. Bases 264 to 1835 code for a protein of 523 amino acids. The transcript is spliced from 10 exons. Gene Ontology annotation, molecular function: monooxygenase activity; iron ion binding; oxidoreductase activity, acting on paired donors, with incorporation or reduction of molecular oxygen.